UAUUCUAUCUAUUACUAUCCUCCUGGAUUUUAUGGUGUACUCGCGAGUGAGACCCCAACCUCGUCCCCGGGGCCUUUGCCUUUUUGACAUCGAGAACCAGUAACAAUAUUUUUAAGCUCCGCAUAUAAAAUACAUAUUAUAAUAAUUCAAAAUUUUAGCAUGCUGUAAAAUAGAAACCAACCUAUUCGACAUUGUAUUUCGUAGUUUGAAGUUUAUUCUAAACACCUUUCGCACUGGUUGCGCUCGGGCUUCGGGUCCAGCGCAAUGGGUUAUCGGGAUCCCGAGUCUGACUAGUUCACCCACAAACUAUUUUUUAGCCGGUUGACCGACUACCUAUUUAGGACCAGAUAUGGUACCAAAGCUAGAGGUUUUUUUCUUUAAAUUACCGUAAAAGUCAGACGUUGGGAGAAAGCGGGAAUGGUUUAAUUUGAAGUCAAAACAACAACAAACCAACGUAUCUGGGAUCAUCCUGCGCCCGCCGCUUUUUCUUUUUGUUCAAUAUUUUGUUAUACACGUUCAUUUUGACUUAACUGUUCUUAAAAGUACUUACUCUUACUCAAAACUCUUAAAGCCUGGUUUCUUGUGGAGACAUGGAAAAACUGCUUUGUAUAUGUAUAUAUAUAACAUCCUGUGCCGUGACUACAGAUAGAUAGAUAGAUGUGCAUAUUUUACAUGGCUAGCCUCACAAAUAUCGAGGGAUAUACCCUGUCUAUUAUUUCCAGGAGGGGCCAUGGCGUAGAUGGAGAGUCGUAGAGUAUUUAAUGCUCAUUUUGAGCUACGCAGACCCAAUUAGAGCCCGCGCUCUACUAGACAACUCCCGGAUACAUCCAACGGCCCACACAGUGUGCCAUCUUCCCAAUUUCCCUCACAUGGCUUGGGUUAACCCGGGGCUAUGGUAACAUUCACUCGCCCAUGUUGAAUCGCCGUCAAGAGGAAUCGAACCCCGGUCUCCCGCACAGAGUACGAGAGCUAUAACCACUAAUCUACGGCGCCACUACAGUGAAAUAUCAUCCUGGAGUUGAUGUCACAAGCCUUUCCACAAGGACAUUUAUUUACAAUUGAAAAACAAGACAGUGACUGAGAUAAAGCACCUUUCCUACUAUAGUAGUAGUAUUUUUUUUUCAUGUCAGAUAACUGUUUAUUUUACAUUAAAUAAAUACCUACGACAAAAAAGAAAUUUUUUUAUUAAAAUCAUUUUUUUAUGCAGUGGAGAGAUUAGUGUUAUAAUAAUCCAAAAGAUAAGUUUUUCAGACUUGUUUUAGUUGUUGAUUAGAUGAAUGGUAGACCAAUUUAAAAAUAUCACAAAUAUUAACUGGAGAAUGCAUCAUUAGCUAAUAUUUUGCAACUUUAGCAUUGAAUAUUUUGCAAACGAAUCAAAACAAGUAUGAAAUAAUAUUAUUCUCAUAAUUAAAACAAUAUUUUGAUUUUCGAUUACUAUUUUCUAAGUGGGAGGUAAGCUUUAAUCAUAAGAACAUAGGAUGCUAGGUCCUUUUCUGUGGAUUUCUGGAUUAAUGAUUGACUGAUGCAUUUUGAUUGUAAAUUAACUAACUAUGUUCCAAAUGGUCAAUGGUUACCUCACAUGUUCAUAUACUGUGCAUGCCUAUGUGGCUGUUUUUGUAUGUUUAGUGGACAGGUACAAAUAUUUUGAAUUUCCAAAAAUUUCUUGUAGGAAAAAUUUAUUCAGGUAGCGUAAAAAUUGCCUUAAUAGAAAACUAAAGGAUUUCUAAAAAUUUAAUUUUAAUGUAGAUUAACGUACUAAUUAAAAUAUGGUGGAUUAAACAUAUAUUUAAUUUGCCAGAUAAAAUAAAAAGGAAUUGAAAGAUAGUGGAGUGUCAAGGAAGGGAAAAGGAGAUGGAUGUUUCUUUGGUUGGAUCACUCUCCCAAAAUGGGAAUACAGAGAUUAAGCGAAGAAGAAAGAUACAAUACCGUAAACCCAGGGGUCGGCUGACACAAAAAGCAUCUGGUAUUCUAAACAAAAGCGUAUGUAGAAAAAAUUUGAGUUUGAAUGAAGGUAGAGGCAAUCAAAGUCACUUGAUAAUGGUGAAAGAUGUCAAUUCAUUUUUGACAAAAAAUCGUGAGCUUGCAAAAGCAUUGGAGGAAUCAAGAUGCCAAGCUAAAGAGUUAGAAAAAGAUAAGUUCACCUAUCAACUUGAGUGUAUUGAGAUGAGAGAAAAGCUGAGUAUUGUACACAAUGCUGUUUUAAAGUGCACAUGUUCAAAGGAUAACGUUUCGUCAGCUGAUUCUCUCGACAUGCUUGCCAACAUGAAAGAUACAAUGCAAAAAAGUAUGUCUUAUCUGAACGAUUAUAUGGAUGCGUUAGUAGCCGAUAAAGUAUCGAAAUAUUCGGCAGACGAAGAUUCAAAGCUGUCACUGAUUCAAAGAACUAAUACAUCCACUGAAGUGGGAUCACAAACUGUUGUGUGUUCAAUAGAGCAUGUACCAGCACGAGUUGUAAUGAAAAAUAAGAAGUUACAAGUACGGAUGGAUAAAAACGAUAUUACAUCGUGUAAUCGAAAACAUAUCGAUGAUGAAAUCGAAGAAUCGAAAGAAUAUUUUGAUAAAUCUACACAAUGUGGGAAUGAAAUAAAAAGACAUAGUUGUGAACACAAAAGUGUUCAAUGUUCUUCACAAACAACAAUAAAGAGCUACACAAACAAAAACAAUAGGCAACCAUUAAUGGUACUAAAAGACAUUAACCAAACCAACACUCACCAACCAAAAUCGAUCAUGAAAAAAAAAUCACAUACACUUUCACACAAGACGCAUCUCAAAAGCAGAUCAGGAAGAUUACCAACAAUGAAAAUAUAUGAAGACAGUCCUAACGAUGAUAAAGAAAACAAAAGAGUUUAUUCAAGUUUUUCUCAUGAAAAUAGAUUAUCCAAAAAAGUCACCAUCCAUAGUCCUGCUGAAGUGCGUAUCUUUGAUGAAACGAUAGAACAUGCUGAUGGUCGAUUGAGACAACGAAGAAGUACUUGUUAUAAAGAACCUUCUAUAAACAGAAAACUGAGCAGAGGUGAUCCGACUGUUGACACAAGAUUUUACACCUCUCCCCACCAAUCUUACAAAAGGAAAAGGUCGAAAAGAAGUCGAAAUAAAAAACCCAACAUGAACAAGUCGAUUGCACUAGAAGAUAUUAUCAGCAUGGUCGAAGAAAGUUUUUUAGCGAGUGGUGGAGGAACAGUAUUGCUAAAAAGAUAAAAUAUAAAAAUAGGAGACCUCUAUGAGGUUUGCGUCGAAUUCUAUUUAAUUUUUUUAGUUAUUUUUUUGUGAACAAGUAUCGUAAAACUACUCAAAAAUAGAUCACUUUCCUGCUUCUUAAGUAGAGAAAGAAAAUUGGGGAUGUACUUCUGAUCAUUUAAGGAACUUUAUGCGCAAUAAAUACAAACUAUAAUAAUAACUUUAUAAUAAACCUUUUAUUGCUACCAGAAAGUUUUUGGGUGUUAUUACUAAAGGAUGCACCAAUCAAAAAACCACAGUUUAUAUCCUGAUAUGUAUAUAAAAUUGUUAGUUGUUGCUAUAUUUUUAUCCCAUCCCGUUCAAAUUAUCCACAUUUUUUUUCCUGUAUAAAAUAAAAAUUAUAUCUGGACUCUCCACCCUCCACCCUUAACCCAACACCCAACAAUUUCUGAAUCUCCCUCCCAUCCUAUAACAUUUCCCGCUUCUAAUGUUUAGGCCCGACAAACCGGAUUCCUCCCAACUCCUUCUACUUGUUGGAUUUUGUUAUUUAGUUGAAAUGAUAUUAAUUUGUAUCUAUGAAUGAAAAUUGUUUAAAUUGUAUAAAUAUGAGGAAUUUGUUUUGAAUUUAAUGUAAAAAUCUUAAGUUAUUGAAUUUUGUGUUUUGUAUAAGUUGGUAAUGGAAUAAAUCGAAUUUACGUA
Molecule: messenger RNA, 3876 nt
Organism: Hydractinia symbiolongicarpus
Lineage: Eukaryota; Metazoa; Cnidaria; Hydrozoa; Anthoathecata; Hydractiniidae
Exons: 11
Coding region: 1852-3198 (448 amino acids)
Source: RefSeq, a predicted model, not a curated record